Molecule: messenger RNA, 3131 nt
Organism: Apis laboriosa (Himalayan honeybee)
Lineage: Eukaryota; Metazoa; Arthropoda; Insecta; Hymenoptera; Apidae
Gene: Sema2a
Product: semaphorin-2A
Exons: 11
Coding region: 351-2555 (734 amino acids)
Biological process (GO): positive regulation of cell migration; negative regulation of axon extension involved in axon guidance; negative chemotaxis
Molecular function (GO): chemorepellent activity; semaphorin receptor binding
Source: RefSeq, a predicted model, not a curated record
AGCACGCGGUCGAGAUUCUACCUUGUCGGACGUGUUAUAUCUGGCGUGCGUAAGAGUGAGACGGAUAGCGAAAACGAGACUCGUAGCAUCGGUGAACGUCAGCGCGUUGCCAACGGCAAAGGGCAACAACCACACCGUGAACACAGAGUAUGGCGUGCUGUUAGCCAAGGCCAGGUCGAAUCGUACAUUUUCAAUCGACAUUGACCUUGUUUGCUUCUCUCCCGCGACCCACGAGAAUUUUCAACCGAUACACGUGCGCGUUUUGCUGUAAUGUUUCUGGUUGAUUAGCGUUAGCUCGUUCGAUCCGUGCCGAGUUUGCGUGUGCCCUUUACCGUGAAUCGUGUCCGAGGAUGGAACGACGAAGAUUACCGGAUGCCAUGUUGGUGCUGGUCAGAGCAGCUGUUCUAGCAGCUGUCUUGGGUCUGUUCCUGGGAUCGAGCCAUGCAAGUCGGCCUGCCGGUGCGCAUCCCGGCCACGCGUACUACGAGCAACCUUGCUGCGGACGCUCUCACCUCAGGCAUCAUAAAGAACACGUGAGGGAGUUCAGCUGCGGGAUGCUGUAUUACAGGACCCUGUACCUGGACAGCAAGAGGGACGCCCUAUACGUUGGCGCGAUGGACAAAGUGUUCAGGCUGAAUUUGAGCAACAUCAGUCAUUCCAACUGCGAGAGGGACGCGCUUCAUCUGGAGCCGAGCAACGUGGCAAAUUGUGUGUCCAAAGGGAAAUCAGAGCACUUCGACUGCCGGAAUCACAUAAGGGUGAUCCAGCCAAUGGGGGAUGGAAAUCGGCUGUACAUGUGCGGCACGAACGCCCACUCGCCUAAGGAUUGGGUGAUUUAUAGCAAUCUGACCCAUUUACCUCGCCACGAGUUCGUCCCGGGCGUGGGAAUGGGCAUAGCGAAGUGUCCUUACGAUCCUGCGGACAAUUCGACGGCCGUGUGGGUGGAAAAGGGGAAUCCUGGGGACCUGCCAGCUCUUUAUUCCGGAACCAACGCCGAAUUCACGAAAGCCGAUACCGUAAUCUUCCGCACGGAUCUGUACAAUUUAACGACCGGUCGGAAGGCGUUCAGCUUCAAGAGGACGUUGAAGUACGACUCGAAAUGGUUGGACAAACCUAAUUUCGUGGGAUCUUACGACAUCGGCAGCCACGUAUUCUUCUUUUUCCGCGAGACGGCCGUGGAAUACAUAAAUUGCGGGAAAAGUGUGUAUUCCCGCGUGGCGAGAGUUUGCAAAAGGGACACCGGCGGCAAAAAUAUUCUCUCGCAAAAUUGGUCGACUUAUCUGAAGGCGAGGUUGAAUUGCUCGAUACCCGGCGAAUUUCCAUUCUACUUCAACGAAAUACAGAGUAUUUACAAGGUGCCAGGCGAUGACACUCACUUUUACGGUACUUUUACCACGUCGACGAACGGAUUGAUGGGCUCGGCGAUUUGCUCGUUCCAUAUCGACGCGAUUCAAGAGGCGUUCCGUGGAAAAUUCAAAGAACAGGCGACGAGCAGCAGCGCCUGGCUUCCGGUGCUCUCCAACAAAGUUCCUGAACCGCGGCCCGGUCAAUGUGUGAACGACACCGAAACGUUCCCGGACACGGUCCUCAACUUCAUUCGAUCCCAUCCCCUCAUGGAUUCGGCGAUAUCGCACGAGAAUGAAAAACCCGUCUUUUACAAACGAGACGUGAUGCUCACACGAUUGGUCGUGGAUAAACUGCGUAUCGAUUUCGUCGGCCUCGAUUUGGAUUACACGGUCUAUUAUGCUGGAUCAAGUGAUGGACGCGUGCACAAAGUUGUUCAAUGGAUAGACAAUAACGGGGAGUCCCAAUCUAUCCUGUUGGACGUUUUUGACGUGACACCAGGUGAGCCGAUCCAGGCGAUGGAAAUCUCGAAGGAGCACAAGGCUCUUUACGUAGCCUCCGACCAUCGAAUAAAACAGAUCGACUUGGUGAUGUGCACACGAAGAUACGACAAUUGUCUUCGUUGCGUUCACGAUCCUUACUGCGGAUGGGACAAGGACACGAACACGUGUAAACCUUACGAGCCUGGACUCCUUCAAGACGUGUCGAACAGCACAGCGGACGUUUGCGACAGUAGCGUGGGCAAACGGAAGCUGGUAGUCACUUGGGGCCAGUCGGUGCAUCUCGGUUGCUUCGUGAAGAUGCCGGAAGUGCUGGCGAAUCAGGAAGUCAGGUGGUACCACUACAGCAAGGAGAAAGGCAGGUAUCAGAUAGCUUACAAGUACGGUGCCGGAGGGGACAAGUUCAUCGAGACGUCCGAGAAGGGCCUGGUGAUCGUUGGCGUGAACGAACAAGACGCCGGAAGAUACGAUUGUUGGCUAGGUGGUUCGCUACUGUGCUCUUACAACAUCACCGUGGACGCGCAUAGGUGCUCGGCGCCGGCAAAGUCUAACGACUAUCAGAAGAUAUACUCGGAUUGGUGCCACGAGUUCGAGAAAUACAAGUCGGCGAUGAAGAGUUGGGAGAGGAAGCAAGCGCAAUGCGCAUCGAGGCAAAACGACAGCAAUCAAAAUCUCCACACAAACGAGGUGUACGGCACCCCCUUGGUCUGAUGGAGCCGAUCGUUGGAGCCCUCUUCGAGCCGAGAUCCGGACACACUGCCACGCACGAGCGUCCUGCCGAGGAAUCGCGGUCCAUCCACGAUCAGUUGGGCGAGCCUCACUCUCCUUCUGACCGGUUACACCACUGCCUUCGUACUUUUUGCCGCUGGGACGAUUUUUCGCCCCAAUGAAAUGUCGUAAAGAAGACAAAAAAAAAAAAAAAAAAGAAAAAAAAGAAAAAAAGAAAAAAAAAAAGAAAAUCAAGCAGUCGAACGUCCGAAAACAGCUCGAUCACCGCGACGUCCAUCCUCGAUCGGUUGGACGAGCCUCGUUCCAACUGUCCCCUCACCUGGAACGUUUCUUUCGAUGGACACUCAUCCCCCAUUUCGACCCAAUCGAACCGGAUUACCCGAGAAUACUCAACAGAGAUUACUCGCAAUCUGAAUUCCGUCAGUGCAACGAGGUUGUUUUGUUUUGAAAACGCGCGGUAUUCAUCGAAAACCCAUUAUUAAUUACGCCGUGAAUCGCGUGUAACGCACGCAUUCAAGGCCGAACAUACCUAGAUAAAAUCCGUUUUUCCGUUUUUCU